Molecule: messenger RNA, 2718 nt
Organism: Plasmodium adleri (nom. inval.)
Lineage: Eukaryota; Apicomplexa; Aconoidasida; Haemosporida; Plasmodiidae
Product: cell cycle control protein, putative
Exons: 1
Coding region: 1-2718 (905 amino acids)
Biological process (GO): mRNA splicing, via spliceosome
Cellular component (GO): catalytic step 2 spliceosome
Molecular function (GO): protein binding; RNA binding
Source: RefSeq, a predicted model, not a curated record
AUGAGUAGUAGGGAAAAAGAUGAAAAGAAAAAAAAGCAUAAAGAUCACAAAAGAAAUGUGGAUAAUAAUUACAAUGAAAGAAUAAGAAGGGAGAAGAAGGAAAAGUUUCGUUCGUCAUCAUCUUAUUCAACAGAUUAUGCUAAUAAAAGAAAGAGGAUGAGGACCACGUCUUCAUCUUAUGAUAGUAAUUUAGAAAUAAGAAAACAUAAGGAAAAAAAGAAAAGAAGAAAUAAUUCUUAUUCUUCAUCGAAUAGUUAUAACAGUAAUACAGAUAAUUAUUCGAAUUAUAAGAAAGAAAAAAUAAAAAAUAAAAAAGAUGUAAAAGAUAAAGUUGCAAGUCAUAUAAAAAAAAAUAAUAAUAAAACCCACGAUGAAAGUAUGUCCUCUACUCAUUCAAGUAAAGAUAAAGUAAAAGGGAAAAAAAAUAAUAAAAAUUGUUAUGAGGAAUAUAAUUCAAUUAGUAGUGAUAAAUAUAAUAAGAAGAAAAAAAAGAAGGAAUCGAGUUCAUCAGAUAAUUCAAGUGUGUAUAGCAUGAAAAGAAAAAAAAAGGAUAAAAGAAAUGGUUCCUAUGAGGGUAAGAAUGUGUAUAUCAGGCGGAGUGUUAGCAGUAGGAGUGUCAGCAGUGAUAGCAAUAAAAGUUAUAGCAAUAAAAGUGAUAGUAAUGAAAGUGAUAGCAAUAAAAGUGAUAGUAAUGAAAGUGAUAGCAAUAAAAGUGAUAGUAAUAAAAGUAGUAGCAAUAAAAGUAGUAGCAAUAAAAGUGAUAGCAAUAAAAGUUAUAGUAAUAAAAGUAGUAGCAAUAAAAGUAGUAGCAAUAAAAGUAGUAGCAAUACAAGUAGUAGCAAUACAAGUAGUAGCAAUAAAAGUUAUAGUCACAUAAGUAAGUAUGAUAAAAAGAAAAAAAGAAAAUAUGAUCCAUUGAAAGAGGAGGAAAAAAAUGAAGAGACAUUAGAAAUUAACGAAGAUCUAAUUGAAUAUGCAAAACAAAAGAUUUCUAAUGUUACAAUUGAAGAUGUAGGAAAAGCUGGAGGUGUUUAUAUUCCUCCAUUUAAAUUAGAAAGAUUAAAAAAUGAGGUUACAAAUAAGAAGAGUGUUUUAUAUCAAAAACAAGAAUGGAUGAAAUUAAAAAAGAAAAUAAAUAAUAUAGUAAAUAAAGUAAAUAUAGAUAAUAUAAGUGAAGUAUGUUAUGAAUUAUUUGAAUGUAAUUUAAUACGUGGGAAAGGAUUAUUUAGUCGUGCAUUAAUACAUGCACAAUUAAGUUCUCCAGCAUUUACAAAUGUAUUUACAUGUUUAUUAUGUAUUGUAAAUUCUAAAUUUCCUAAUAUAGGUUUAUUAACAAUACAAAGGAUAAUAUUACAUUUUAGAAGAGCAUAUCAAAGGAAUGAUAAAAUAUUAUGUUUUAAUACUGUUAAGUUUAUAGCACAUAUGAUAAAUCAAAGAAUAAUACAUGAAAUAGUAGGCUUACAAUUAUGUUCAUUACUUUUAAAAAAUAUAACGAAUGAUUCUGUUCAAGUAUGUACGUAUUUUUUAGCAGAAGUUGGAGAAUUAUAUACAAAUAUUUGUAGAAAGGGAUUAGAUAUAAUCUUUGAUAGACUUAAAGAUAUUAUUCAAGAAGGACAAAUAAAUAUAAAAACUCAAUAUGAUAUUGAAAAAUUAUGGAAUUAUAGAAAAAAUAAUUUUAAAGAUUUCCCCUCUGUUCAUGAUGAUUUAAAUUUAAUUGAUGAAGAAGAAAAAAUAAUACAUGAAAUUGAUUUAUUGGAUGAGAAUUUUAAUAGUCAAGAAGAAUUAAAUAUUUUUAGAGAGGUUCCUUAUGAACAAUAUCAAGAGGAAGAUAAUGAAUGGAAAAAUAUUUCUCAAGAAUUGUUAUUUGGAGAUGAUUCAUCAAAUGAGAAGAAAAAGAAAAAGAAAAAAAAUAAAAAAAAUAAAGAAACAAAUGGAAGUGAUAGUGAAAAAUUAAGUAAUUACGAAUUAGACGAAAAGGAUGAUGAAAAUGAUAAUAGUAGUGAGGAUAGUGAAGCCCAAAAAAGUGAUACUAAUGAAAGUAACGAUGAUGAAAAUGAUAGUGAUGGAAGUAACAUUGAUGAUGAUGAUAAUGAAGAAAUACAUGAUAUGACUGAACAAUAUUUAAUAAAUUUACGAAAAAAUGUUUAUCUAUCAAUUAUGUCAUCAUUAAGUUAUGAAGAAUGUGUUCAUAAAUUAUUAAAAUUAAAUAUAAAAAAAGGAUAUGAAAUAGAAAUAUGUAAUAUGUUAAUAGAUUGCUGUUGUAUGGAAAAAACAUUUCAAAAAUUUUAUGCUUUACAAGCAGAAAGAUUAUGUAAAUUAAAAAAAAUUUAUCAAGAAAAUUUCGAAAAAUGUUUUGAUAAUUCAUUUAAUACAGCUCAUAGAUUAGAAACAGCUAAAUUAAGAAACUGUUCAAAAUUUUUUGCACAUCUAUUAUAUACUGAUGCAAUAUCAUGGAGUAUUUUUAAAAUUAUUAAAUUAACAGAAGAAGACACAACAUCAUCAACAAGAAUUUUUAUUAAAAUCUUGUUACAAGAAUUGACAAAUAAUUUAGGACUACAAACAUUCUAUCAUAAAAUAAAUCACCCAGCUAUAUCUCCAUUUCUCAUAGGAUUAUUUCCUACAGACAAUGCACAAAAUAUAAGAUUCUGUAUUAACUUCUUUACAGCCAUAGGAUUAGGGGCUUUAACAUCAUCAUUGAGGAAAUUAUUGAUAACGUAA